GAGCAAUCAAUCCCAAAACAAAACAUUGCCUCCUUUUUCAUUUUCACAUUUUUUCUACUCUCUUUCAAUUUUCAAAACAAAAAGAAUCCUUCUUUUCCCUUUAAAUUAUUCCUUUGUUUUCUUGCUUUAAUCCCUUUUUCUAGAUGAAGACAAUCAUGGCUAAAACCCCUCAAGACUCCUCCUUCUCCUUCUCCCGCAGAUACUUCCACUGGAAAAACAAAGACGACGAAAUGCAAGAAAUCCUCAACUUCACCUCCAAAUCGGAAGACCUCAAGACCUUCCCAAAUUCCACCAGGGCCCGGAAAAAGAUAUCCGUCCUGGCCAUCUCCAAGCUGCGGGCCGCCCUCGCGCUGGGCCGGGACCGCUCGCCUUUCUCGUCGGGCCGGGUCGUGGGCACCCUCUUCGGGCAGCGGCGCGGCCACGUCCGCUUCGCGUUCCAGGAGGAUUUCAAGGCGGCGCCGGCCUUCCUGGUGGAGCUGGCCACGCCGACGAGCGCGCUCGUGAAGGAGAUGGCAUCCGGGCUCGUCAGGGUCGCGCUGGAGUGCGAGAAGCGGGCCGAGAAGAAGGGGGCGAAGCUUCUGGAAGAGCCCGUUUGGCGCACCUACUGCAACGGGAAGAAGUGCGGCUACGCGAUGCGGCGCGAGUGCGGCCCGGAGGAGUGGAAGGUGCUGAACGCCGUGGGGCCCAUCUCCAUGGGCGCCGGCGUCAUCCCCGGCGACGGCGAGAUGAUGUAUAUGAGGGCCAAAUUCGAGAGGGUUGUGGGGUCCAAGGAUUCGGAGGCUUUCUACAUGAUGAAUCCGGAUGGAAAUGGAGGUCCAGAGCUGAGCAUUUACUUGCUCAGAGUUUGAAGAUCGAAUUGGGGGAAAAUGCAGUUUCUUAAUUUGUUGCAUUAGUAGUUUAAUUGGAGUGGGUGGUGGUGGUGGUGGUGGUGGAGGUAUAAUUAGGUAAAGAUAGUAAAGAAUUGAGCGGUGGGAAUGGUAUAGUUUGUUAAUAUGUUGGGGUUUUACUGCUUAUUUAAGAUUAUGAUUUGCAGUAAUUUGUUCUUUGUUUGGUAUUUUAGUUGAGUAAUUUUACCGAA
Molecule: messenger RNA, 1078 nt
Organism: Salvia splendens (bonfire salvia)
Lineage: Eukaryota; Viridiplantae; Streptophyta; Magnoliopsida; Lamiales; Lamiaceae
Product: protein MIZU-KUSSEI 1
Exons: 1
Coding region: 144-848 (234 amino acids)
Biological process (GO): hydrotropism
Source: RefSeq, a predicted model, not a curated record